Porites evermanni is the source of this 1156-nucleotide messenger RNA. Lineage: Eukaryota; Metazoa; Cnidaria; Anthozoa; Scleractinia; Poritidae. The record is from the annotation of a GenBank genome assembly.
AUGUGGGAUACAAGGCACGGUCCUUGGAGGGCACGGCUAAAUCAGCUAAACCGCGGAGGCGCUGGGGCCUGGUCUACGCGAUACAACAAUGUGGCUCAGUGGUUGCAUAUAGAUCUUGGUGAGGUGUCCAAAGUUGUUGCCGUGGCAACACAAGGUCGUUAUGACGCUAACCAAUGGGUGAAGAAAUACAAGAUCAGUUACAGUGUUUAUGGUCGUAAGUUUACCUUUUACAGCAUCAAGAGGAGAGUCCAGGUGAGAGGAUGUUUUAUUUCAAAGUUGGUGGUAUUCUCUUUACCAGUAGCCCGGCAGCAAGCUCUUCGGGGCGCUCUGGCGACGGGGCAGGAAAAGGAAAGGAGAGCUUGCAUCUAAGUCUCUGGAAUUUGAAUAUCUGCAUCGAAGAAGUCGAUGCGAAAUGCUGAUUGGCGGGGGUGACAUUAGUAAUGACGUCAUUACCCUUGGCACGUGUUUUUAAAAUUUGCUUACAUUCGUGCUCUUUUCCGCUUCGCCCUGAUUGGCGGAAAUCUGACAGCUUAGUCGACGGGGAGCCACGGGGGAAUUGGAGGUGGAAUACAUAUUCCAGAGAUGUAGUUGCACGCUCUCUUUCCUUUUCCCGCCCCGCCGCCAGAGCAUCCUGGAGAGAAUGCUCGCAGGCUAUUUUACCAGUCUCUCUAGUGACACUUAGUGCUGCUACAUUUAAGUGUUUCCAAACCUAAAAUAUGUACUUGAACACCUAAUGAGAAACUACCCUGUUACCCUUUGUUUUCAAAGUUCAAGCGAUUCAAGCCAUGAAAGGUUCAAGCGUUUUGAAAACCUUCCUUAGAAACGACUUGUAAGGAAGGUUUUAAAGUUUUUAAGUUCUCCUCCGUGAUUUUACGAUUGUGUAUAUUGGUCUUAUCCUGUGGAUCGAGGCCGCGACCUCCCGCUUUGCAGACAAGCGUUAGCUCUACCGACAGGGCUACUCCUAGAACGGUUGAUUGCGAUCGUGAUGAAUUGUUUAUUUUUUCAGAUGUUUCCUGGUAACAGUGACCGGAACACAGUCGUGUAUAAUCGCCUCUAUCCCAGUUUCAAAAGCCGCUUUGUUCGUAUCUACCCUAAACAAUGGCACGGCCAUAUCUCCAUGAGAGUAGAACUCUACGGCUGCAAUAGCGGUAGGUAA